AGCCCCAUCAACCCUUGGCUCAAGGACACUCCCACCCGCAGACCACCCUACUCUUGCCCAGAUUGUGGCUGCAACUUCAGCUAUCCCUCCUUGUUGGCGAGACAUAAGCGGGUCCACUCUGGGCAGCGGCCCCUUCCCUGCAACCACUGUCAGGCCCAUUUCUCCCAGCGCAAGUACCUGCUCCAGCAUCAGUUCAUCCACACAGGUGAAAAGCCCUACCCCUGCCCUGAUUGUGGGCGACGCUUCUGCCAGAGGGCUUCCCUGGCCAUCCAGAGGCGGGCUCAUGCCGGGGAGAAGCCCUACCCACGCCCAGACUGCAAGAGUGGCUUCACUUACCCCUACUUGCUGGCAGUCUGCCAGCGCAAGCACACAGGCAAGAAGCCCUACAGCUCUCCCACCUGCAGCCUCCGUUUUGCCUGCACCUCUCUGCUGGCUAUCCACAGCACAGGCGAGAAGCUCUAUCCCUGCCCUGACUGUGGCCUUCACUUUACCUACUCUUCUCUCCUCCUCGGUCACCAGCACAUCCAUUCUGACAGCUGGCCCCACCCCUGCCCCAAGUAUGGGAAAUGCGUCAAGUGCAAGUAUGCCUUGGAAGCCCAUCAGUGGAUCCAUCGCUCUGGCGAGAGGCUGAGGUGGCAGCAGCCUACAGUAGGGCUUUCAGAGCCAAUUCCUGUUUUGGGAGGCCAGGAUCCUCCAGUUCAUUUCUGGUACUUUCCAGAUAUAUUCCAAGAGUGUAGGUGAUAGAGCUCACAUGAGAUGAUUAGAAUUUUCUCUGGAAAAGAAGAGGCAAAGUUUAUGCAUUUUAUCAGGAUAAGGAAAGGAAGUGGGCAUUUAAGGAAAAACAAAGCUCUGUGUUAGGAAAUAAGCAGAGGUGACAGAGCACAGAGAAGGUACAUUGGAAGAAGGAGGCAGGAAUCUGAAAGGUCACCUGAGGGCUGAACCCAUUUUCUCAGGCUCCACUUCCAAGUCUCACUUGGGGUUACUUUACUGCAAACCAUUCACCCAACUGGCAUUUCUUUCUGGAUUGUUCCCUCCCUUAAAGCAAUCUGCUUUCUGGUCUCUAUCUCUCCUAUACAAGGGUACAGGGGUUUCCUAGACACAAGAGCCUAUUAAAGGAGCCCAUACCUACUCUGGGGAUCCUGGAAAAGAGGGCACACCUUGGGCCUCUCCCCACUGGGGGAAGCUCAUCCAAGGAUUCUGUCUUUUAGCCAGGGCAAGUGAAACAUCUGGCAAAGAGACACGUGCGGUGUCAAGCCAUUGUUGGCACUGUUUGGUCUUGAAGACCUAGAGGUGGCCAUAGAGAAGACAGUGACUUCAGGUGGGGAACUGUCCUGCCCUACAGUCACUCUGCGUGUACUGCACAAAAGUAUCACACUUAAUGAGCUUAAAGGUUUUUUUUCAAACUUUUAUGAAUUAGUGAUUGCAAUGUUUUUUCUUCAGUUAUUUGCAUGUUCCCUGGAUUUUACAUCUUUUGAAUGAAGAUAUAUUCUUGGGCCACAGCAGCUGGAAGUACAAUUCUGGGAACUUUUUUUAAAAGAGAGAGUAAAUUACUGUGAUUAGAGUUGAAAUCAAGGCAUAGUAUCCCCAGUCUAAUUUUUACUCUAAUGCUUGUAUGUUGUCAAUAGUUAAGAAAGAUCUUUCUGACCCAUUUGGAUCUGCUAGCCCUACUUUUGAACAGGAAACCGUUGAAGGAAUAAGCAAGGAAUUGGGUGGGACUAAGAAGGUCUGCGUGCCAGGAAUGGUGCUGGUAAGUCAAAUAUCUCUCUGGACAAAGGACUGCUUCUCCAGAGCCCUGGGUUCCAAAGAUGAUUAAUAAUGGGAACUGGGUGUUAUCAUUACUUUACCACAUAGCCUCUCCUAAAUUGGUAGACCUAGAUUCCAGGUUCAGCUCAGUCCCCACCAGCUGUGUGGCCUUAAGUCUAUUAGUUAGCAUUUCUGAGCCUUAGUUGUCUAACUUAUAAAAAAAACAUGAAGGCACUCAGCAUGUCUUUAUAGUUUAAAGAACAAAUAGCAGAGCUUCCCUCCAACAUAUUAUUAUAAAAUUUUUCAGUCAUUCAAGAGUUGAAAGAAUUUUAUGGUAAACACUCAUAAGCCUAUCACUUAGACUCUACAAUUAACCUAGAUUCUGCAGUUUUGCUAUAUUUGCUAUAUCACACAUCAAUCCAUCUAUCCAUCCCUCCAGCCAUCAUUUAUCCACCUUAUUUUCUUUAACCUAUUUCAUAGUAAGUUGCAGACAUCGCUACAUUUCACUCCUAGACACUUCAACAUAGGGCUGAGCUUUAUGCAAGAAACUUUAGCUCUCCUUAAAGUUCAGAUGCUCUCCCUUAAACUUUAUCUCUCCCUUAAAGACCCUGUUGUUGACAGGUAAAAUUUAUGAACCAUAAUUAUCUCCUGUAUGUUUUAUAACUUCUCAUAAUUAUCUAGAUUCUUGAACAAACAUAUACAAUUUGGUGGGCAUUAAAAAAAUUUGAGGGGCCGGCCCAGUGGCGCAGCGGUUAAGUGCGCACGUUCCG
Messenger RNA from Equus quagga, 2513 nucleotides. RefSeq names its product zinc finger protein 785-like. NCBI's taxonomy places the organism in Eukaryota, Metazoa, Chordata, Mammalia, Perissodactyla, Equidae. The record is from RefSeq and is a predicted model, not a curated record. Gene Ontology annotation, biological process: regulation of transcription by RNA polymerase II. Gene Ontology annotation, molecular function: DNA-binding transcription factor activity, RNA polymerase II-specific; RNA polymerase II cis-regulatory region sequence-specific DNA binding.